UUCAUCGUCAUCGAUCGGAACGAGCUUUCUCUCCGCAGUCGUUCCUUCAACGCUCCAACAAGUUGUUCCUGCUUCCUUCAUCGUUGUUGUGGCAUUGCUAUUUUCUGGCGAGAUUCCACAGCGGAUUUAAAUUUCUAGUAGCAGAACGGAGAUUUAUCUCAACCAAGCACAAAAAUGGAAUCUUUGAAGCAGUACUCGCUCGCCGAAGUUGCAAAACACAAUACCACGGCGGAUUUGUGGAUGGUGAUAGACGAUAAGGUGUACGACGUCACCAAAUUCCAAAAUGAGCAUCCCGGUGGUGAGGAAAUACUGUUUGAGGUGGCCGGAAAGGACGCCACCACGGAGUUCACCGAUGUUGGCCACAGUACCGAUGCGAAGGAACAAAUGAAGCAAUUUGUUGUUGGAGAGAUCGUUGAAGCCGAGCGAAAAAAGAAAGCAACAACGCAAGAUUCUGAUUCUUCGUCCUCGCCAUCCGGAUCCUGGUUCGGUGCCUUGAAGGCUAAGUUUUUUGGAUAAGAUUUGGAUUAAUAUUGUAAUAGAAUGCCUGUAUCGAAUACGAUUGAUAGUUUUGUGCUUGAUAUCUCAAACUAUCAUUAACCUGUGGUGCUGUGUUUAAAACAUUCUAUCGAUGAAAAUAAACAUUUAUUUC
Molecule: messenger RNA, 649 nt
Organism: Ochlerotatus camptorhynchus
Lineage: Eukaryota; Metazoa; Arthropoda; Insecta; Diptera; Culicidae
Product: cytochrome b5
Exons: 4
Coding region: 175-516 (113 amino acids)
Cellular component (GO): intracellular membrane-bounded organelle; membrane
Molecular function (GO): heme binding
Source: RefSeq, a predicted model, not a curated record